Adelges cooleyi (spruce gall adelgid) is the source of this 2878-nucleotide messenger RNA. Its product is annotated as B-cell receptor CD22-like. Lineage: Eukaryota; Metazoa; Arthropoda; Insecta; Hemiptera; Adelgidae. The coding region runs from base 227 to 1027 and encodes 266 amino acids. The transcript has 6 exons. The record is from RefSeq and is a predicted model, not a curated record.
UCGUGCGGUCCACACGUUUUCCGACAGCCGCAAACGUCACAAAGCCUGCGAAAAGUCCGUCGCCGCAUAUCCGAGUCGAAAAAAAAAAAUCAAAUAAAUUCGGUUGACUUUUUUUUGUUAAAAAAAUCGUUUUCCCAUCAAGUUGCCCGUCAAAAAAAAAAACAGAACAGAACGGUUCAGAAAUGUGUCCGCCGGUCAAUUAGCGCCAGAGCCGACGACCGUCGUCAUGUGGUGGUGGAUAAUCGGGACCUCCGUGGUCGGCGUGGUGACUUGUCUGAAAGAUGUGUUCAUCGAAGUGCCGAUCGCCAUCAAAGAAGGCAGCACGGCCGUUAUGCGCUGUGAAUACGACUUGGAACAGGAGACUUUGUACACGGUCAAAUGGUACAAAGGGCGACAGGAGUUUUUCCGUUACGUGCCCAAAGAGUUGCCUCACACUCGGGUGUUUCCCUUGGCCACCAUCAACGUGGACGUCAGCGAAUCCGGAGCCAACCAAGUGGUUCUGAGGCAAGUGACCGCCGAUCUGGACGGCAAGUACAGGUGCGAGGUGAGCGCAGAUGCGCCGACGUUCCAUACGGAAAUCGUAGCCGCGUGGAUGCACGUUGUCCGAACAACUGACGGUAAACCAGAAUUACAGCUGGAAAAAUCGCAAUACACAAUCGGCGAAAAGUUACGAGCAAAUUGUUCAUCGCCGCCGUCGAAUCCGCCAGCCAAUAUUACUUGGUUCAUCAACGAUAAAGAGAUGGGCAACGGUAAGGUGUACAGGAUACCGACUGUUCGAUCUUCAACACCGUUGUACAAGAGCGUGUCGUCGAUUGAAUACGACGUUUUGUCCUCGGGCAAAAUUAAAGUGCGUUGUCAAAGUGAUAUUUACCGUGUAAUAGGGUCCGAAACUCAAGUGAUGUUGGACGAAGACAAACCCAGACUGGCUUCUAUUCUGCAACCCCACGGCCAUUCUUCAGGUUUAAAAGAAGCGUAUUCAUUCCAAUCAAUGGUAUUGACAUUGAUCGUGCUCGCGGUUUUGAGGUAACGAACUCAACAAAAACAACUGCAGUAAUCAGACUCUAAUCAAAUGAUAAUAAAUGUAAUAUUCAUUGAUCCAAUGAUUUAUAUAAACCGUGUACUUAAUAAUUAUUAUAUUGUAUAUACAUUGUACAUUUGUACAUUUGUUAUUACUGUACAACACGUCAGCGUUGUACCAGAAAGUCUUCGGGGAUUUGUAUUUAAAGGUUAUCGAAAUCUUGUUUAUUUUUUUUUUUACCAAUGAAAUUCAUUUUUUAAAGCGCGUACACUGAUACAAUUCGAAUGAGCUUAACUAAAUGUUUACAAAUGUAUAUUUGUCGCAGAUACAAUCACUUCUGGGACAGCUCUAUCUAUCAAUGUGUGGAUCGUUUCGCAAAAAGUGGCCGCUGUCAGUACUGAAAUUUUACAAAAAAAAACUUUGAACUUUAUUCAGUCGUUAUAGAAACGUUUUUUAGAAACCCCAUUUUCCAACUCCAAGGGAGUGACACCUAGAGGUCUGAAGAUUUCGAUGAAAACUGGUUAUCAUGGUGGUUUUAGGGAUAAAAAAAAUUGAAUUUUAACGAUACGCAUUUACUGUCAUAUAACGUCGUAUUCUAAUGAACAAAUUCUUAACACAACAGGCAAGUGCCAAGUACCAAAGUCGGGAUAAACUCGAGAUGUUAGCCCAUAGUUUACUGUUGAUCAAAUGGUAUUUCUGCAACAAGCCAGAGGUACGAGGAAAUGGCUAAUAAUUGAUUUUUUUUACCUUUGAUAUUGAACAAUAUCAAUGUUUCUGAUUGACAAGAAUGCACCAUAAAUGGGCAAUUAUUGAGAUAUGCUUGAAAUUAUGAUAAUCUCUCACAAUUUGCCACGGGAACACAAAUAGGCACCAUUUUCGGCGAAAUAACCCAUUUACGAUUUAACAGAAAUAAUAUAUAUUAUAUACGCAUACAUAGAAAAGCAGAAGAGCCGAGCCCGUCGACAAAAAGGUAUGAGAAGGGUACUUAGUCUGGUGUGGAUAAAAAAUGGGUAAACACAUUUGCCCUUUGGGAAUUCCAAGCCACGGUCAUUGCUUAGUCGUAAAGUCUAAUAGACCUCUUGUUGGUAUAAAAUCCGUUUGGGUUUUCCACCCUAAUAUUUCUGUCAGUUUAAAAUAGAAUCGGGUUAAAUAGAAAUGUCAUAGUAACUUCGGAAAGUGUUAGAAAUCAAUUUAUAUUUGUAAGUACAACAUUAUAACAAGUGUAUUGGAAUUUAUUCUGAAGUGCAAAUAAUUAAUAUUAAAUAAAAUAUCACAGAAGGCGAAACAAAUAAAUUAACACUUCGAAAAUAUCUUAAAAAUGUUUAAUAAACCCUUUUUUUACUAUAAACAUAUUUAAAACUUUAAUAUUGGAUUUUAAACAUAUAAUCGUUAUUGCGCUUGAUGAUAUUUAAUGAAUAUCAGAAGGCUUUAAUUGGGAAACAAGUGAUGCCAUUCAUUGUUAAAUACUACCUAUUAUAUUUAUGUUAAAUUUAAACUACAAAAUAACUUAUCUCAGUUACUUUAUACGCCCGUUUAAAAGAUUAAAUUUCCAUCUUCUGAUACCCGAAGUUUUUCUGUUAAAAAUAUGACAUGCUUUAACUACAUAAUAAUACUAUUAUGUUGGCCUAAUGGAAAAUGUAUGAGAAAUUAACAGAUGGAUAAACAGAUUUGAGUAAUUAAAAAAAAACGCCCAAACUAAAAAUACAUUGGAAAAAAAUUUGGCUCUUGACUAAAUCACUAAUCAAUACAUUUGAUUGAGUUAAAGUAAACUAGAAAUAAUUUAUUAAGCGGAAAAAAUGUGCAUUUGCUUUACUCAAUGUUAAAAAAAUACCUGGUAGCAAUUUGAUUCAAACUAAUUUC